Messenger RNA from Cyprinodon tularosa, 2084 nucleotides. It is a transcript of the gene plxdc1, whose product is annotated as plexin domain containing 1. Bases 422 to 1858 code for a protein of 478 amino acids. The transcript is spliced from 13 exons. NCBI's taxonomy places the organism in Eukaryota, Metazoa, Chordata, Actinopteri, Cyprinodontiformes, Cyprinodontidae. The record is from RefSeq and is a predicted model, not a curated record.
GGUUUUUCAAAUCAGGAACUCUUUCUAUGACACACUCUGGAAUUUAAACACAGGAGGAAAAAGCGUCAGACUUAGAGAGAGUGAAAGUGGGGAGAAGAGGAGAGACCUUCACGCUGUAGCCCUUCAGCUGUUUAUCAUCUCCUUUUCAACUAUGGAUUCAUCACCACAAGAUUUACUCUGAGGGCCUGAAAAGGACGCAGGGCAGAGACGGGAGGCAGACAGAGGAGGAAGAAAGCAGGAAAGCCCCUGGCUGAAAGAAAGAAACAGCAGCUGUGAGAAAAAGGAGAACAAACCAUAAAGAAAGGUAGGGGAAAGCAGGAGCGAGGAGUUUCGUUUUUUCCACUCAACGCAAGAAAGGAAACGGAAAAAGAAGGAGAGGGGCGAUAAAAAGAAAGGACAGAGGGAGAAAAGCUGUCCUGACAUGGGGUUUUGCACUGUUCUUCUCAUCUGUCUAUCCCAGGCUGAGCUUGGAAGGGUUUGGGCCCAAGAGUAUAAAGAUUCGUACAGAGGGACGCCUCUGAGGACGGAUGGAGACACAGCUAGUUUUCAGCGAACCAGGAGAGACUGGGAGGACCAACUAAGGCACAGAGAAGUCCGCAAUGCACAGGCUGACGGAGGAGUCGAUAUCAGUCCCCUUUCAGACAACAUGACCCGUACAGUGGAGGAUUCCCAGAAAUACUACAGCUGGGAAAGUUUUGGUCCAGAGGACGAGAAAACUGAACGCUUGUGGAUCGACCUGAAGAACCUGCACAAAAGUCAAGUGAGAAUCCACGGCAUCCUGUCCAAUACACACCGACAGGCUGCGAGAGUGGCACUUUCCUUUGAUUUCCCUUUCUAUGGACACAGCAUCAGACAAAUUAUUGUAGCAACUGGGGGGUUCAUCUUUAUGGGUGAGAUAACUCACCGGAUGCUGACUGCAACGCAGUACGUAGCACCCCUCAUGGCCAACUUUGACCCCAGCUUCUCCAAAAACUCCACUGUGAGAUACAUGGACAACGGUACCCUGUUUGUGGUGCAGUGGGACAAGGUGCGACUAAAGGACCGGGAAAAUGAAGGAGCGUUUACUUUUCAGGCAGCUCUCCUCAGUAAUGGAAGUAUUAUUUUCAACUACAGAGAGGUUCCUGUACCAGUGGAGAAAAUAAAUUCCACAGAACAUCCGGUAAAAGUUGGACUCUCUGAGGCCUUCAUGGCUGCUUCACAGCUCUCGGAUUCAACCCAACGUACAAUCUAUGAAUAUCAUCGCGUUGAGAUUGACACCACGAAGAUCAUCAGUGGGUCUGCGUUUGAGUUCACACCUCUGCCCACUUGUCCGCAGCAUACAACCUGUGAACUCUGCCUGACAUCCAACUUGACAACCGGCUGUGGAUGGUGCAACACACUCCAGCGAUGUUCGGAUGGUGUUGAUCGACAUAGACAAGAGUGGUUGGAUUACAACUGCCCUGAGGAGUCUAAAGGUAAAUGUGAGGACUACAACCCAAUAUUACCUGAUGCAACGAUGAGCUCGUUCAAUAACUUGUCCCUGGAACCAACACCUUCGUUAGCGGACCUUGGAGAGCAGCCUGUCACUAGAGACAUAGACUCCAGCCCUCCAGACCAUACGGGGAUUACAGAGAACACACCCAUCAUAGCUGGGGUAGUGGCUGCAUUAGUUCUGCUGGUAACAUUGACCUUACUGGCAGUUUACUACAUCAACACUCACCCCACCGUUGCUCCACCGUUCUACCUCAUGCAGCGACGCACAAAUAACUACUGGCCCUCCAUGAAGUUUCGAAACCAGAGCUGUCACUCCACCUACGCUGAGGUCGAACUUGGUGUUCACGAGAAGGAAGGUUUCAUUGAAGCAGAGCACUGCUGCUAAAUGCCAGGGACUUGUAAAGAAAGCGUGCCAUCUUGAGCAAUAUAAGGGUACUAAACGAGAAUUACAAAAACAGACUUUGGGAUACAAGACACAAGAUGUCCUUACUCCAGCUUUCGUGGUUGGAAAGUGUUUACUGUACCUGCUCUUGUAGCUCUUCCAAGCUUUCUCCGUCUAUUUUUGCUGUUUUGCCAUCACACAGCCAUGUUAUCCAGUGUUUCGAAGGUUG